Messenger RNA from Cuscuta epithymum, 3890 nucleotides. NCBI's taxonomy places the organism in Eukaryota, Viridiplantae, Streptophyta, Magnoliopsida, Solanales, Convolvulaceae. The record is from the annotation of a GenBank genome assembly.
AGAAAACUGUAUUUAAAUUAGGACAGUAAAACACAGUUAAUUGCGGGAAAAUGGCUAAGAAGAAAAGAAGAGUUCCGGAUGUUCUUUGGAGGUUAUUCCACAACCGUGCCCGUACCCUUUUCGAGACGAUCAAAUCCUUGAUUCCUCCGCCGCAGACUUCGGCGGCGGAUUGCCGCUGCAAUGGGCGGGGAUGCCUUAGUUGCGGUGGCGCUAACUCGACGGCUUUUAUUCUUACACCCACCGACCCUCCGGAGUACAGAAAGCUCCUGAAUCAUUGCUUUGUCGUCCUUGAUGAAAAUGCGCCUGCGUUAUCUGUCUUUCAGCCUCAACACCGGCGGUCCCAGUUUGAGAUUGUUAGAACAACAAUUGAAAUGAUGAUGUCUGAGCAUCCCACCUCAUCUAAUUUAAUUCUCCAUGACUAUUAUAAGACGAGCUGCCCAAGUUCUAUUUCUGCUCUCGAUCUUCUGACAUCCGAAGCAUGGUGCCUUCUCUUAAAGAGGGUUGGGGAUGUCCUUAUGGUAUACAUUCUGCGGAAUUUUUCAAUAUUUUUGCCCCUUCCUCAAAAUAAACUCCAUCAAGUUGCAGGAUUUCCUAUCAGUGAUCUGUGCCUCACAUCUUCCAAGCGUACUGCCUUAGGCAGUGCCGGUAGUGGAAAGAGAAAAACAACUGAUGAAAUGUGGUCAACGUCAAUGAAGCAUCUAUGUUCUAGGCUAAGGAUCACCAAAGAGGAGUCACCUAAAGAGACUUUGACGUCUGGUGGAGACAGCUGCAUUAGUAAAGGAUCACAUUCACUUGCUGCUGGCCAAGUUUCCUCAAACCAUUGUCUUUCAUCUAAUAGGAAACGGAAAAGACCGAAUAGUUGGCAACGUCGGAGAAAGCGUCAACUUUUGGCAACUCACGAAGCACAUUCCUUAAAUCCAUGCAGAAAUUCAACAGAGAUAGGGGAACCACCUUCUACUCUUCCACAUAAAAUACAUACAGUGGGGUGGUGCUCUUGUUGCCUUGUGUUUUGUAAUCCAUUGAAAGACAUAGAUGAGGUAAUUAUCAGUAGAAACGCCAUGUUGUACAAGUUAGAGAAUUGUUCAACUGUCUUUCCAAGAAAACAUAUACUGAAUUCCUUGAAGCACAACUCUUCUGGUGCAAACAAUCUCUUCAACGAAAUUUUUGGAUCUUGUGGUGUAACGAUCAAUGGACAAAUUUCUCCAUGUGUACAUACCAUCAAGUGCUGUUGUACCAGAGCAACAUGCUUAUAUCACUCACUUAUUCGGAUGCUUGAAGUUCUCAUACGUAAGUCUCAGUGCUGUCGGCACUUACGGUUAUUGGAGAAGCACUGUCCUAUUCCAUCCUUGGAUGAGGUUUUGGAAAGAGUUUCAUUUGAGGAUUAUCAGGGAAAUCAGUCUACGGUGAAUCCAGGUGCAAAAGAUCCGAAGCAUAGUGAUGAAUUAAUGGGAGAUAGUUUUAGCUCAGAAACUCGUGAAAGAUCCGAAGCACAGCAUUCUAAGAUAAGACCAAGUGUAUGUUAUUCUCUGAAGAAACAAGUUGUAUCAUUUAUUUGGGCAGUUUGUCGGAAUAUUGUGCCCCCAGAUUUAUUAGGAAUUCCUUCGAAUUGGCGAAUUCUGACGAAGAAUAUCUCCAGGCUCAUUCAGAUGCGCAGAUAUGAGAAAUUCUCUUUUAAUCACUGUCUGCAUAAAGUGAAAAUAUCUAGGUUUCCUCUGCUUUCAGGUAUGUUCAAAGAUUGUGGUGGAAUUGGGGCCUUAGAUGUUGUGAAACAUAAAGUCCUACAUUGCUGGAUAUUUUGGUUCUUUUCAUAUCUUGUAGUGCCACUGGUGCAAGCCAACUUUUAUGUAACUGAAACUGAACACGAGAAUCAAGAGGUCCUCUAUUAUCGGAAGUCUAUUUGGAAUCAGGUAAAGGCUGAAGGUAGGGCUAGCUUAAAUGAUCAGCAGUUUCUUGAAUUGGAUGUUCCUUCUGUUUCGAAAAUCUUGAGGAACAGAGCAUUUGGUUUUUCUAGGGCUCGGUUUCGUCCAAAGAAAAAUGGGUUAAGGAUAUUGGAAAACCUGAAAGCACCAUCAAGAAUUCGCGUGAAGCUGGCUUCCCAAUUCAGUGAUCUGAAAAAGGCAUAUCCAAUGGGAAAGGUCAAAUAUGAAUAUUUUAGGUCAGUGAAUUGUGCUCUUCGUGAUUUGCAUGCAGUGCUAAAAGGAGCACAAGUAAAAGAACCAGUGAAACUGGGGUCAUCAGUGUUUAAUUAUAAUGAUGUCUACAAUAAGCUUGUUCCUUUCCUGAUGAAUAUUAAGAAUGGUUCGGCAACAAUACCUGAUGCAUACAUCAUUGUAUCAGAUGUAGCCAAAGCUUUUGACACCAUAAACCAGGAUAAGUUGUUGACCGUGAUGGAGAGUAUUGUAUCAGACGAAGAAUAUGCCUUAGAAAAAAGUUUCCAAGUUGUCUGCACAAAGAGAUCUUUGUGGGUCAAUCAGAAUCUGACACUUGCACAUGAUAAUAUUAUACCCUCCAAUGCUUUUCGUCCAUUGCAUCACGUUUUUGUGAAACAGGAGAGAGGCAGAAAUGUGAAGAAGGGUGAGCUUACCUUUUACUUGAAUGAGCACAUAAAACGCAAUGUGCUUCUCAUGGAUACCAAAUUCUACUUGCAAUGCCUUGGCAUUCCCCAAGGAAGUGUUAUAUCUUCUCUGCUAUGCUCAUUCUACUAUGGAUACCUUGAAAAUAAUCUGAUUUUUCCUUUUCUUGAGAAACUUUGUAAGUCUGGCAAUGGAUGUGAAGAUGAACUUGUAGAACAUAUGCCGAAGUAUCUUCUCCUUAGGUUAAUAGAUGACUUUCUAUUUAUAUCAACCUCUAGGCUCCAAGCUUCUAGUUUUUUCUGCCGAUUGCGUAGAGGGUUUCAUGAGUUCAACUGCUACAUGAAUGAAGAAAAAUUUGGGUUGAACUUUGAUAUGAAUCAUCUCUUAGGCUUGCGAUCCAAUAGACUAUAUGCUGGAGAUGAUGGAAUCUCAUUUCUUAGAUGGAGUGGGUUAUUUGUUAACUGUUGCACUCUAGAAAUUCAAGCAGAUUAUACAAGGUAUUUGAGUAUGCAUUUGAGCUCAACACAAACUGUCAUCUGGAAAGGUAGACCGGUUCGUGAGUUGAAAUCAAAGUUGUGUCGCUAUCUGCGCCCCAAGUGCCAUCCCAUAUUUUUUGACUCAAACAUAAACUCGGCGGCUGUAGUCAGACUUAAUAUAUACCAAGCUUUUCUGCUUUGUGCCAUGAAGUUCCACUGCUACAUCUCUGAUCUUGCUAGAAUAGCAAGGCUAAGCACCAAGUCAUAUUUUGAUGUUCUGGAAACCUCUUUGAGGCAUAUGAAGAAGCGCAUAAAGCACAUUAAGAAGUUUACUUCUGAAAUUCCGCCUAUUAUUGAAGUGGAGAUGGGAGAAAUCGAAUGGCUUGGGUUAAUUGCUUAUAUUAGAGUGCUGAUGAGGAAGCAAUCACGUUAUAGAGAAUUACUACCCUUACUAAAGUCUAAGCUGAUGGCAGUUAGAUACCCAGAAUCUUUGUCUCCAGCUCUCAAGUAUGCCACUGAUGACAUACACUCCUCUACGCUUUGGAAGAUUAGGUACUAACUGACUGGUUUCAGGAGCAGAAGUACUUUCUCUUCUUUUGAAUGUUCACCUCAUCUAAUGAGUUACCUUAACCUUAUUAAUAUUCCAUUUAUAAGGUCUGAACUCAAGAUAUUGUUCAUGUAUGGGAAUUUGAACUCGGAUAACCUUAAUAUCAGUUGUUGAAUGUGCCAUCGAAUGAUUCUACUGAGUUUCAAAAGAAUCAAAAGAGACUGUUCUACUCUUGGUCCUCGAUCUAAAAUUGGCCAGUUUUGGUCCCCAACAGUUGAGAAGUUUUUACUUUUG